CUUCAUUCUGCUCAUCUGAGGCUGCAGGACGCACAGAAACAUGGACGCUCCGACGCCACUGCUCUUCAUGCUCGUCACAUUCAGCUGUGUGUCUGGUUUCCUUGUCACGUUGACCCCACAUGGGUUGUGUCUGUCAACACAAAGUCAGCUGGUUAUCCUGGGACACUGUGAUGUCACUAACCCUGCCCAACAGUGGGCGUGGCUGGGUGGUACCAGGUUGCUCCACACUCAGUCGUCCAGGUGUCUGUGGGUGGACCCCAGCCCCCACCUGCCGGUCCACGUCCGCCUUGCCAAGCUGAGCGCGUGCAGGAAGGCGCCGGCGUGGAACUGCCACAACACAGAGGGAGCCCUCGGAUUGGCCGAGACACACCUGUACCUGAGGAAACUGGGAACACGGCUGGUGAUUGGAGAACACAUGAAGAUGUCAGAGUGGAGGAAAUACGACAUUGACUCAGGAGGGAAGACACUGAUGACACCACUGUGCACCGAAACAGGAGAGUAUGGAACUGCUGGGGACUGGAACUGUACACCACAUCCAGUCAGGGACAGAUCUACAGACACCUCUCACGUCUCCACCAUCUUUUAUUCCUCCACACAUAAACCAGUGGGCCUGUCUAGCACCGUCAACUCCAUCAUGAGUCCUGCCAUGACUGUCACUAACCAACAGUCAUCACACGGAAUAAAGACCCAUCGCACCACCCGACAGGCCUCCACCUCACAGUUCCACCCUUCAGUCACCAGCAGAGCUUCAUCAGGUAUGAACACACCUGAGCUCCAAACAGGUGACCAGACCACCACAGAGCACGGCUACUUCACCUGGACAGGAAAUGAACCAGAGACACAGACAGUCACACUGCUGUCCUCUGAUGUCUUAUGGUCUUCAUCAGAGACCAACACUGACGUCACCGCCGACGUCAGCAGUGACGUCACCGCCGACGUCACCACCGACGUCACCGCUGACGUCACCUCCAACGUCACUGCUGACGUCACCGCUGAUGUCACCACUGAUGUCACCUCCAACGUCACUGCUGAUGUCACCGCUGAUGUCACCGCUGAUGUCACUGUUGACGUCACCGCUGACGUCACCUCCGACGUCACCGCUGACGUCACCUCCGACGUCACCGCUGACGUCACUGCUGACGUCACCUCCAACGUCACUGCUGACGUCACCUCCAACGUCACUGCUGACGUCACCGCUGAUGUCACCACUGAUGUCACCGCUGAUGUCACCACUGAUGUCACCACUGACGUCACCUCCGACGUCACCGCUGACGUCACCACUGAUGUCACCGCUGACGUCACCUCCGACGUCACCGCUGACGUCACCACUGAUGUCACCGCUGACGUCACCGCUGACAUCACCACUGAUAUCACCACUGACGUUACCUCCAACAUCACCACUGACGUCACCACUGACGUCACCACUGACGUCACUGCUGACAUCACCACUGAUGUCACCACUGAAGCUGCUGUUGUUUCAUCAGCUCGUUCUGAUUGGACACAUUCGACUCCUGACACAGAGACAUCCCACAGCAGGACUUCCCCUCCACCUGCCUCCACCACAGCUACACCUGUGAUGUCUACACCAGUCAUGGAGACACAUCCACCCUCCACCGACCAUGUCCUGCCUAUGACCUCACAGCCUCCACCCACAGUUAGCUUGACACUGCAGCUCUCUGUUCAUACAAAACUCUCAGGCAGCACCACCACUGAAGGAGCUCCACCCACAUCUCCAACAGCUGGGGUGAUGUCCACAGGGAGGAUCACCAGCUCUGCUCCAACAGCCCCACCCACCAGUCCUACAACACCACCUACAACCAAACCUGCAACCACGCCUGUAACUACAUCUGUGACAUCCACAAUGACACAGACUGCGAUGACCACACCCAUGGCAACAACCGCUCCACUCACCACCACCACCAGUACAACCACACUUGCAGCUAUGACAGCCAGCAGAACAACCACAGCUCCUCCUCAAACUACGACUACACCUGAAACCACAACUACACCUGUGCAGUCCACUGAGGCUCCCCGCUGCUCUGUGAACGUGACGGAGAUGAGCAGCCGCUCAGACUCUGUGCUUGUGACGUUGACCUCAACCGGUCCAUCCUGUAACUUCAGCCUGAUGACUGAUGAUCGAUCCACCGACUGCGAGCUGAUUGAACCGUCCUUCACCUGUCACCUGACCGGUCUGCAGCCCGGGACCCUGUACCAUCUGAUGGUGGUGUCUGAGAUGGAUGGAGAGAGGAGCGACGCAUCAGUCCGCACAGACCCGGUCAGUCCAGAUAGUUUUGAUGUACAGCUGGACCCUGUUCAGGCUCACAGCAGCUCUUCAGGUCUGCAGGUGUUCUGGUCUCGUUCUGCGGGUCAUGUGGACUGGUACGAUGUGACUCUGGAGGACCCCAGCACCGGAUCCACCCACAGAACCAGAGUCAUGGACUCUGCUGCCCCCCAGUCAGGAUUCAGCUCCCUGGUCCCCGGCACUCUGUACAUCAUCAGUGUGGUGGCUACAGCCGGAGACAAGAGCGCCCCACCUGUCUACACCUCAGCUACUACAGCUCCGUCACCUGUCCAAGGCCUCCAGGUGACUUCCUCGUCCUCAGACAGCCUUGGUGUUUCCUGGCAGGCUGGUCCGGGCAGAACCGAGCAGUUCAGGGUUCUGCUUUCAGAUCAGGAUGGGGUUCUGCUGAAGAGCAUCAGUCUACAAAACACUGUAACUUCCACUUGGCUGGACGGCCUGCAGCCCGGGACCCUGUACACCAUCACCGUGGUAACAGAGGCUGCUGGCCUACAGAGCUCCGCCUCCAAACAGGCCAUCACAGUCCCAGCUGUCGUGUCGCACCUGAUCCUGGACAACAAUGGCAGCUCAGACCACCUGCAGGCCUCCUGGCUUUCACCUGCAGGGGGUGUCGACCUCUACCUGGUGACACUGUCAGCUCUGGGCUCGAUCCCCCAGGAGCGCCGGCUGCCUCCCAACAUCACCCGGGUGGUGUUUGAGGGUCUGACGCCUGGAUGUAGCUAUCAGCUGUGUGUGAGGAGCUCAGCUGGAGGACGGAGCUCCAACAGCUGCAGCGGAGGGAGGACAGCUCCCGGCGCCGUGCGGCAGCUGCUCCUCCGUCACUCUGAUGAAAGCAGUCUGAGCGUGCAGUGGACUCAGCCACCCGGUGAAUGGGAUGGCUUCACUGUGGUCGUCAGACAGGCGGACCUCGCCACCAUCGUGGCUCAGAGGAGCCUCACCUUGGAGGUCAGAGAGUGCACCUUCAACAGCCUUACCUCAGGACGCCUGUACACCAUCACCGUGAUGACCAACAGUGGCAACCUGACGAGCUCUGCCUCUGUGACCGCCCAGACUGCUCCAGCUCAGGUCACCAGGCUGCAGGUCUCUAACGGCGGCUCCAUCGACAGCCUGCAGACCACGUGGGAACGAGCCUCCGGAGACCUGGACUCAUACCGUGUCCUGCUGGUCCACGACAGCAGCGUCAUCAAGAACCAAAGUGUGGAGGCCCGUGCCACCAGCAUCAGCUUCCACUCUCUGAGACCUGGAGCUCUGUACAGGGUGGUGGUCACCACCGUCAGAGCCGGACACACCUCCAGACAGACUGUGGCAGAGGGACGCACAGUCCCGGCUGCAGUGGGUGAGGUGACGGUCAGCAACAACGGGCGCAGUGACUUCCUCAGUGUGUCAUGGCGUCCGGUGGCAGGUGAGGUGGACAGUUACCUGGUGACACUGAGCGACCGCGACAGGACGCUGCACACCGUGUCCGUGUCCAAGUCCAGCCCAGAGUGUGUCUUCAACUCCCUGGUGUCCGGACGGCUCUACAACAUCUCCAUCAGCUCCCGCAGCGGCCUCUACCACAACGCUACCUCCGUCCAGCAGAGGACACAGCCGUCGAAGGUGCAGAGCCCAACAGCGACUCAUGCUGCUCGGGACGACUAUCUGAAGGUGUACUGGCGUCACGCUGCCGGAGACUUCGACCUGUACCAGGUGUUCAUCAAACACAACAAUGUGUUCCUGCAGAACAAAACGCUCCUUAAGACGCAGAACGAGUGUGUGUUCAGCGGCCUGGUGCCAGGCCGGCUCUACACGGUGCUUAUCAGCACCUGGAGUGGGACCUAUGAAACCAGCACCUCCACCCACGGACGCACCUUCCCGGCCGCGGUCAAGUCUCUGGUUCUGGCAGGUCGGGGUACCGAGGAUCUGCGGGUGAAGUGGUCCGCGGCCCCUGGUGAUGUGGAUCACUACGAGGUGCAACUACUGUUCAAUGACAUGAAGGUGUUUCCUCCCGUCACUCUGGGCAGCGGUGUGGGAGAGUGUGUGCUGUCAUCGCUCACACCUGGACGCCUCUACAAGAUCCUGGUCUCCACCUUCAGCGGCCCAAACCAGAGGGCCCAGUUCAUCAAGGGCCGCACAGUCCCCAGUAAAGUGAAGAACAUCCACAUCAGUAACAGUGGAGACAGCAGCAGUUUGAAGGUGAGCUGGACUCCAGGCCAUGGCGACGUGGACGGAUACUCUGUGCUCCUGUUCAGACAGGACAGACAACUAGACGUCCGGCCCGUCCUCAAACACCACAAUGAGGUGACAUUUGGCUCGCUGCAGCCCGGACAGAUGUACAGUGUGAUGGUUCAGUCUGUCAGUGGAGAGCUGCUCAACAACAGCACGGCCACCGGACGCACAGUGCCCUCAGCGGUGACGGGUGUCCAGCUGGAGGACCUCCACUCUACCUGCAGCCUGCAGGUGAGCUGGCAGGAAGCUCUGGGUGUGUCUGACGGAUAUGUGCUCCAGCUCCUGGACGACAGAGGUGGCCUGGUGUCAAACUCCUCUCGGCUUUCUGGACAGACCAGCUGCAGGUUUGAUGGCCUGACGCCAGGCAGGAAGUACCGAGUCCUGGUCCAGACCACCAGCGGGGGGGUCCGCAGCUGGGGCGUGAGCGCCGAGGCUCGCACGCGUCCGGCAGCCGUCACCAAUCUAUUGGUUAAAGCCAACACCACCACCAGCCUGUCCUUCCACUGGACUCCACCAGAGGGAGACUUUGACCUCUAUGAGUUUUUCUUGCACAAAAGUGAUGACUCGCUACAGGAGAGACAGCAAGGCCAGUCCAGCAGUCAGCAGUGCUCCUUCCAGGGUCUCAGACCUGGAGCUCCAUACAGGAUGGUGGUGGUGACUCACAGCGGAGAGCAGAGCAACCAAUCAGCUGUCUGGGCCAGGACAGUCCCAGCAGCGGUGCCGUCUCUGAGGGCUCACAGUGGAAACCAGUCUGAUGCUCUGUGGGUGAACUGGGACCGGCCCGAUGGAGAUCUGAGCUGGUACCUGCUGACUCUUUUCAACCCUGAUGGCUCUCAGCGCCAGCAGCAGCAGCUGGGCUCAGAGGUCACCGAGUUCGUCUUCUCAGACUUGGUCGCGGGCCGACUGUACCGAGCCGAGGUGCUGAGUGUGAGCGGGCAGCUGAGCAACAGAGCGAGCAUGCUGGGCCGGACUGCUCCCAGACCUGCCACCUCCUUCCUGUUUGGAGGAGUCACUAACACCUCGGUGGAGAUCACAUGGAGCGGCCCUGUGGGCUCCGACUAUGAUGACUUUGACCUGCAGUGGACUCCUGCAGACCGGCUGUCCAUCAUCAACCCGUACCACAGCCGGACGUCUGGCAGCCGAAUCCUGCGAGGAUUGUUCCCCGGACGACGCUAUACCUUCAGCCUCCGCACCGUCAGCGGGGCUGCAGGGCCUGAGGCCACCUACAGCACAGCCAUCACCAACAGCAUCCGCACCAAGCCAGAGCGAGUCCACAGCCUCCACUGUCGGCCUCAGAGCUCCACCUCCAUUUCCUGCUCCUGGGGGCCUCCAGAGGCCGACUACGACUCCUACACCAUUGAGUGUCUCCACCAAGACUCCCAGGUCCUGGUCUACUCCAGGCGCACCGGCCGAGACUCCACCGCCUAUGUUAUCACCCAGCUGGAGCCCCACAAACGCUACAGCAUCUCCGUGAAGGUGAUCUCUGAUGGGACAACCAGCGAGGCAGCACGGGACAGCGUGGUCACCAUGAUAGACCGUCCUCCGGUGCCCCCCCUCAGUACCCGGGUCAGUGAGCAGUCUGCUGAGGUUACCAAGUCCUCCAUCUCCUUCAGGUUCAACUGCAGCUGGUUUAGUGAUGUCAACGGAGCCAUCAGGUUUUUCGCCGUGGUGGUGACCGAGUCUGAAGGUGCUGACGAGGUGCAACCGCAGCAUCAGGACCCUUUGCCCUCCUACCUGGACUAUAAGACCAACAGCUCAGUGAAGACUUACCAGACCAGUUACUUCCCCAGUCAGUGCAGCGAGGGCCCCGACAGCUUCCACAGCUUCCACCUCACUCUGGGGACAGGGAUGGACUCACUGGGAGGCUCCUGUGAGCAUCGAGACAUGGACCCAGUGACCAGCAGAGACCUGAAACUGUUCUGUGACGGACCUCUGAAACCCAACACUGCCUACAGGCUCAGUGUCCGAGCGUUCACUCAGCUGUUUGAUGAAGAGAAAAACGGACUGAGUGUCGGCUCCCCUCUGUUCACUGACACUUACCUGUCGCUGCCUGUGGUCACCGAGGCAGAGCCACUGAGCGGUGUGAUCGAAGGCGUCAGUGCCGGCAUGUUCCUCAUCUUCAUGGUGGUUGGAGUCACUGCUCUGCUCGUCUGCAGGCAGAAGGCUCGGAAAGUUGUUGAGGAGAGAGCGACAGUCAGGAUGAGUGUGAGGAGAGAGAGGACAACGUCAGCAGCUCACCUGGGAGUCAGAGGGCACCGUCGUAUCUCCAGUCCCAUUAAGAUCCUCAACUUUGAGUGGCACUACAACAAACUGCAGGCCGACUCCAACUACUUGCUGUCAGAGGAGUACGAGGACCUGAAGGAUGUUGGGCGUAAUCAGCCUCUGGACUCAGCUCUGCUGCCAGAAAAUCGUGGCAAGAACCGAUACAACAACAUCCUGCCAUACGACUCAACGAGGGUGAAGCUGUCCUACGUGGAUGAUGAUCCGUGCUCCGACUACAUCAAUGCCAGCUACAUCCCUGGGAAUAACUUCCGUCGGGAGUACAUCGCCACACAGGGUCCACUGCCAGGAACCAAAGAUGAUUUCUGGAAGAUGGUUUGGGAGCAGAAUGUCCACAACAUCGUGAUGGUCACUCAGUGUGUGGAGAAAGGCAGGGUGAAGUGUGACCACUACUGGCCCUUUGAUCACGACCCUCUGUACUACGGAGACCUGAUCGUCCGGAUGCUGUCGGAGUCCGUCCUGCCAGAGUGGACCAUCCGAGAGUUCAACAUCUGCAGCGAGGAGCAGCUGAGCUUCACUCGGCUGGUUCGUCAGUUUCACUACACUGUUUGGCCUGAUCACGGAGUCCCAGAGACUACUCAGUCCCUCAUCCAGUUUGUUCGGACCGUCCGGGACUACGUCAACAGAAGUCCUGGAUCUGGACCCACCGUGGUUCACUGCAGUGCUGGUGUGGGUCGUACAGGGACCUUCAUCGUUCUGGAUCGAGUGCUGCAGCAGCUCAACACCAAAGACAGCAUGGACAUCUACGGCUCCGUGUUCGACCUACGACUCCACCGCUCACACAUGGUGCAGACGGAGGUGCAGUAUGCGUACAUCCAUCAGUGUGUGCGUGAUGUGCUGAGGGCCAGGAAGCUGCGCUGUGAGCAGGAGAACUGUCCCGUCUAUGAGAACGUGAGCUACACCUCCCAGAGAGAUACGCUGAGCACCAGACGCUAAGAUUUAUUGACCCCUGAUCGAUCAGUCCAGGAAACUUCUAUUUUUAUAUAAAUUCUGUUUAUAUUUGAAACAUGAAAUAACAAAGAUUAUUUAUGUGACGUAAAGAAUUAAUGUAAACAAACUGUACAUGAACAUAAACAUCAUCACACUGUUUGUAUCUGAUGGUUUUAUAAACAUGUGUUUUAUGUCUGUACAUCAAAAACAACACAUGAUACACAUGAACAAACACAUAAACUGUGAUGAUGAAGGCGCACAGGUCAGUCUGUUCAGAUGAUGAUGAAGAUGAAGAAGAAGAAGAUGAUGAUGAUGCAGAUUGAUUAUGAAUGGAUGGAUUACAGAGAGGCAGUUUGUUUUCUAUCAGUUUAUAAGUAUUAAGCCCUGAGUUGUGUCUGCAGGCCCUCUCUCAUGUGUAGAUGAUGGACAGUCAGAGGACAGUUACUGAGCUGAAGUGUGACACGUGUCAGUCAGAGGCUUCAGUGUGUUCUGUGUCAGCUGAAGGCAGCUGAAUGUUGCUGCACAGUGAGCUGAGUGCAGCAGUUUCUCCUGUUUGUCUGUAAUCAGAGUUCAUCAUCAUCAUCAUCAUCAUGUUUUCCCUGAAAAGGUAACAACUGACCUGAAGCCUUACAUACAUGACAUUGAUAAGUCACAAUAAAUAUUUAAAUCACGA
Molecule: messenger RNA, 8387 nt
Organism: Acanthopagrus latus (yellowfin seabream)
Lineage: Eukaryota; Metazoa; Chordata; Actinopteri; Spariformes; Sparidae
Product: receptor-type tyrosine-protein phosphatase beta-like
Exons: 34
Coding region: 41-7720 (2559 amino acids)
Biological process (GO): angiogenesis; protein dephosphorylation
Molecular function (GO): protein tyrosine phosphatase activity; cadherin binding
Source: RefSeq, a predicted model, not a curated record